This is a messenger RNA of Telopea speciosissima, 1988 nucleotides long. Its product is annotated as basic salivary proline-rich protein 1-like. The record is from RefSeq and is a predicted model, not a curated record. The transcript is spliced from 2 exons. The coding region runs from base 1 to 1986 and encodes 661 amino acids. NCBI's taxonomy places the organism in Eukaryota, Viridiplantae, Streptophyta, Magnoliopsida, Proteales, Proteaceae.
AUGGGUAGAGCUGUGUUGCGCAAAGUUUCGUGUGUUCUUCUGCUGGCUAUGCUUGUAUUGGCUGUUGCAGCUGAUCAGAAUCAGGAUGGCAAUCAGAACCAGAAUCAAGACGGGAAUAAGAACCAAGGAGAUAACAAUUCUUCUCCUUCGGAAGGAGGAGGAAAAGAUCAGAAUCCUUCUCCUUCGGAAGGAGAAGGUAACGAUGGCAAUCAUUCUCCUCCAGAAAACAGUCCUUCACCUCCAGAAGGAGGAGAUUCUGAAGGAGGAAAAAACCAUCCUCCACCUCCUCCACAGCAAAGAGAAACUCCACCUCCUCCGCGGCAAGGAGAGAAUCCACCUCCACCUCCUCCACAGCAAAAAGAAACUCCACCUCCUCCGCGGCAAGGAGAGAAUCCACCUCCACCUCCUCCACAGCAAAGAGAAACUCCACCUCCUCCGCGGCAAGGAGAGAAUCCACCUCCACCUCCUCCGCGGCAAGGAGAGAAUCCACCUCCACCUCCUCCACAGCAAAAAGAAACUCCACCUCCUCCGCGGCAAGGAGAGAAUCCACCUCCACCUCCUCCACAGCAAAAAGAAACUCCACCUCCUCCGCGGCAAGGAGAGAAUCCACCUCCACCUCCUCCACACCAAGGAUGGACUCCACCUCCUCCACAGAAAGGAGAGACUCCACCUCCAUCUCCUCCACAGCAAGGAGAAACUCCACCUCCUCCACAGAAAGGAGAGAAUCCUCCUCCACCUCCUCCACAGCAAGGAGAAACUCCACCUCCUCCACAGCAAGGAGAGACUCCACCGCCAUCUCCUCCACAGCAAGGAGAAACUCCACCUCCAUCUCCUCCACAGCAAGGAGAAACUCCACCUCCUCCACAGCAAGGAGAGACUCCACCGCCAUCUCCUCCACAGCAAGGAGAAACUCCACCUCCUCCACAGCAAGGAGAAACUCCACCUCCUCCACAGCAAGGAGAAACUCCACCUCCUCCACAGCAAGGAGAGACUCCACCUCCAUCUCCUCCACAGCAAGGAGAAACUCCACCUCCUCCACAGCAAGGAGGAAAUCCUCCACCACCUCCUUCUCCUGCUCCUCCCCAGAAAGAGAAAAAGGAAAAGUGCAAAGUGAAGAAGUACAAGAGUUGUUACGGUCAGGAGUUCAGCUGUCCUUCGAAUUGUCCAGGGGGAGAUUGUCUGGUGGAUUGCGUAUCCUGCAAGCCCAUGUGCAAGUGUGACAUGCCGGGGGCAGUGUGCCAAGACCCAAGAUUUAUAGGCGGUGACGGCAUAACUUUCUACUUCCACGGCAAGAAGGACCGCGAUUUCUGCCUCAUCUCCGACUCCAAUGUCCAUAUUAACGCCCAUUUCAUCGGCCGCCGUAACCAAGACAUGCACAGGGACUUCACAUGGGUCCAGUCCUUGGGAGUCCUCUUCGACUCUCACCGCCUUUACCUCGGUGCUCUCAAGACCUCCACCUGGGACCACUCUGUCGACCGUCUUGCCCUCACUUUUGAUGGGGAGCCAAUCUUCCUCCCUCAAUCCGAAGGUGCAUCCUGGCAAUCCACCACCGUCCCAGCUGUAUCCGUCACAAGAACACGCUCCACCAACUCCGUCACCUUUGAAGUUGAAGGUAACUUCAGGAUCACGGCCACGGUGGUUCCCAUCACAGAGGAAGAAUCUCGGGUUCACAACUAUGGCAUCACUAAGGACGACUGCUUUGCUCAUCUAGAGUUGGGUUUCAAAUUCUACGCAUUGAGCGAUACCGUGCAUGGGGUGUUGGGUCAGACAUACAGGAACGAUUACACCAGCAAGGUCAAGAUAUCGGCGGCAAUGCCUGUAAUGGGUGGGGUCCGUGAGUUCUCCUCAUCGGAUCUCUUCUCUACUGACUGCUCUGUUGCCCGCUUCCGCCAAGGAGGGCUUCCAAUCACCGGAGCUGCUUCUGAAUAUGCCGACAUGGAGUGUAAGAGUGGCAUGACUGGCCGUGGAAUCGUUUGUAAGAAGUAAAC